Neurospora tetraspora is the source of this 3066-nucleotide messenger RNA. RefSeq lists its product as uncharacterized. The coding region runs from base 1 to 3066 and encodes 1021 amino acids. Gene Ontology annotation, cellular component: intracellular membrane-bounded organelle; cytoplasm; vesicle. Lineage: Eukaryota; Fungi; Ascomycota; Sordariomycetes; Sordariales; Sordariaceae. Gene Ontology annotation, biological process: clathrin-dependent endocytosis; clathrin coat disassembly. The transcript is spliced from 2 exons. The record is from RefSeq and is a predicted model, not a curated record. Gene Ontology annotation, molecular function: clathrin binding.
AUGGACGACCUCUCCGGCCUCGACUGGUCCGCGUCCAGCAACAGCAACAGCUCCAAGCCGAAUCCCCCCAAGACCACGACGACUCCCGCCUUCACCAGCUUUCCCGCGAUCCGCCCGACACCGUCCCCGUUCGCAUCCGGCCUUAGCACGCCCGUGUUAUCGACUCAGGGCGCCGGCGCGAUCGCUCCCAAGUCCAACAACAACCCGUUCUCGAAACCGGCGCAAGACAGCUUCAGCAACCUCGGCAGCCUCGUCAACUUCGGCUCAUCCUCCGCCCAGAGCACCGCGAAGCUAAGCCUGAAAGAGCAACAAGAGCGACUGGAGGCCGAACGGCGCAGGAAAGAGGAGGAACGACGACAACAGCUUCAAGCACAAUAUGGAGGGCUCGAUGCGCUGGGACAGCUGGGCAGUGGUGGGAGCAACAGCAGGACGACGUCACCUGCGUUUGGUCUUGGGGGGCCUACGUCGAUCCCGUCCCCGGCGAUCUCGAGGGUCGCGAGCCCGUUGAACCCGACGACGCUGAACCAGUUGAACAUGACAGCGAAGAAGCCGAGCGAUUCGGAUGACGAUCUGUUUGCGGCGUUCAAGGCGGAGACCAAGGUCGAUAAUGCGAGCCAUUACCCCCCGCCGACGGUGUCGAGUCCUCCACCGGUGACGGGCCUGACGGCGAGUGCGCAGCCGAGGUUGGAUCUUUCGGAUCCAUCGGCUUGGGGGGCGGCGAAACCGAGUACACCUGUGCCUGUGCCUGUGCCUGCACCUGCACCUGCUCCGGCGCCGGUUAGUACGACGAACACGGCGUUUGCGGGGCUCGAUGAUGACGAUCCGUUCGGUCUUGGGGAAUUUAGUGCGGCAAAGACGAGUGCGCCCCCGCCGGCGCAGUCCGCCCCGGCUUUCGACGACGAGGAUGAUCUACUAGGCGACCUAGCCAAACCCGUGGACCAGGUAAAGAAGCAACAGCAACAGUUACAACAGCAACAAUUACAACAGCAGCAGCAAAGACAGCCACAGCCACAAGCGGCCAGACCAUCAUUCUCCCAAACGCGAGAGCCAGGCAAGCCCAUUGAAGACGACGAGGACUCGUCUUCCUCCGAUGAUGAACCCGAGCGGCCAUCCGACGACCCCUUCGACAGGGCAGUAGCCCAACUAGUCGACUACGGAUUUACCCCCGAAAACGCCAGGAGGGGCCUAACGGAGAGCGGCGCCGGUCUAAACGUUCAGGCGGCGGUCAACUGGUUGCUUGACGACGCACAUAGGCAGGCGAAGGAGGAGGCUAGGGCUAAGAAUGGUGGCGGCGGACAACAGCACACCGGACGAAGCGAGGAACGAGGAGCAAGCCAGUCUCGCGCUGGACGUGGUGGGCAGGGAGGGCCUUCGUGGAUGAGGGAGGAACAAGAGCAGCAGGCUGAGAGGUCUAGGAGUAGGGAUAACCGGUCGCCGGCUUCUCUAGCUGAGGUGGACUUUGCCAAGACUGCGGCAGCCGUGGGCACGAGUUUGUUCAAGACGGCGAACAGUUUGUGGAAGACGGGGCAGAAGAAGGUGCAAGAGGCUGUGAAGGAGUUCCAGCAUGAGGGAGGCGAUCCGAACCAGCCCAAGUGGAUGAGGGAAGCUGCUGAGUAUGAGCAAGGGGGUAGGAGGGCGCAGGCGCCGAAUGUUACGGAUGAGGCCAUGAUGUUGGAGGGAGGUGGCCGGCCGGCACGGAGGCCGGAGUCUACGAGAGAACAACGCCCGGCGGAACCCCGGACUGCUAGUAAUGGCCCGCAACGGCAUGCUUCUCCCGUGCCCCGGUGGCAGCAACAGGCGCCGCCUCCGGCUUCGCUUGAUCCACGGUCGAGGCUCAGCAAGCAGGCUAUUGAGGAGCAGAGCUCCCAGGCUUAUGUCAGUCCUGCGCGCAGAAAGAAGGCCACUCCGCAACCGCAACCGGAAGCUCCUCCGCCAGCACAAUUCGAGGAUGAGGAUCUUCUAUUCGGCUCUUCAGGCCCGUCCAAGUCCCAAACCACCACCACCACCACACUUCCUUCCCGACCCGUCGCCAAAUCAACCGCACCACCUCCCCCAGCUCCCCGACGCUCUCCCGCUCCUAUACAACCCAAACCCGCCGCUCCUCCGCGCCAGAUCCCCCCUAUCUCCGCCAUCGCCCUCCAAUCCUCCACCAAGCACCGUCUCGAAGGCACCGCCCACUUCAAGCGGGGCGACUACGCCGCGGCACACACCUCCUACGGCGCCUCCCUCUCCGCCAUCCCGUCCAUGCACCCGCUCGCCAUCCUCCUGCUCUGCAACCGCGCCCUCACCGCGCUCAAAGUCGGCGAACCCCGCCAAGCCGUCCAGGACGCCGACGCCGCCAUGGCGCUCAUCGGUCCCUCAAAGGGGGAAGGCGAGUCCGUCGAGGUGCAGACGUCCGAACAUGGUCCACAAGAGAAGCGGGACAUGCGCGACCUCUACGGUAAAGCCCUCACCCGCAAGGCCGAAGCGCUGGAGCAGAUGGAGAAGUGGGCGGACGCGGAAAAAGUGUGGCAGAGUGCUGUCGAAGCUGGGUUGGGAGGACAGACGGCGGCGGCGGGGAGACAGAGGUGUCAGAAGGCUUUGGCUCCUAAGCCUGCUGCUGCUGUCUCUGCCCCCGCAGUUAAGAAGCCUUCUUCUGCCCCAGCUCGCCCCCGACCAACGCCCGCCUCCGCGGCGGCAAGUACGAGUCAAAAAUCCUCAGAAGCAGUCCAACGUCUCCGUCUAGCCAACCAGGCCGCGGAAAAGGAAGGAAGCGAAAAGUUUGCUCUUGCCGACAAGGUGGAUGCGAGGAUCGCCAGCUGGCGCGACGGCAAGAAGGAUAACUUGCGAGCGCUGCUGGCUAGUUUGGAUAAUGUGCUGUGGGAGGGGAGCGGGUGGAAGAAGGUCGGGUUGCAUGAGUUGGUGGUGGCGAAUAAGGUUAAAAUUGUUUACAUGAAGGCUAUUGCGAAGUGUCAUCCUGAUAAGAUUCCGACGGAUGCGUCGACCGAGGUUAGGAUGAUUGCUGGAACGGUGUUUGCUACGCUUAAUGAGGCUUGGGAUAAGUUUAAGAAGGAGAAUAAUAUGUGA